ACUGCUACAUUUUCUGGGCAGAUAGAGAGACGGCUGUGAGCCUGAGAGGGAGAUGGACUGAGUGAGGGUGCUCUUCCGAUCAGUGCUGCCGAUAGCAUUGAAAUACCCACAAGCUAAGUUGAAAUAACAAACGGUUUUAAAUCGCCGAAUCAACAAGAAAAACAGAAAAGAAAAACAGUGCCGUCAUCAAUCUUUCACAUCCCACUCCAAACACACUAACACGGCAUUGAUGGUAAUGUAUGCAAGGAAACAACCGAGACUCGGCGAUGGGUGCGACCGAAGAGAUUCUCAGCCCUAUCAGGCACUCAAAUACUCGUCCAAGAGCCAUCCAGGAGGGGACCACCGGCAUGAGAAGAUGCGAGACUCCUCAGAUGUCACUCCUCCCUGCAAGAUGCUCAGGAGGUCCAACAGCCCUGACCACAAACACAUCGACAGCACAGUGCACGGCAGAGCAAAGGCUGUCCACACACAGCGGGCCAGAGACAAGGAUGGAGGGACCAGUUAUUCUCCACAAGAGAAUUCUCACAACCACAGUUCCCUUCAUAGCUCCAACUCGCAUUCUAACCCCAGCAAGACCUCAGACACACCUUACGAACCCGGUGACGACUGGUCGGAGCACAUCAGCUCAUCUGGAAAGAAGUACUAUUACAACUGCAGGACGGAGGUGUCCCAGUGGGAGAAACCCAAAGAAUGGUUGGAGAGAGAACAGAGGCAAAAAGAGGCAACAAAGACUGCAGUCGUCAACAGUUUCCCCAAAGACAGAGACUACAGAAGGGAGGCCAUGCAAGCAUCGGCAGCCCCUGGCUUUACUGGAGCAAAGUCGGCCCAGGCCGAGAAGCCUGCAGCAACCCUUGCCUCCCAGUCAUCAUCGUCUGGCUCGGGGAGCUUGAACCCCUCAUCGGGGCCGCCGGGUUCAUCAGCCUCCACAGUGCCAGUGUCCCCGGUCCUGCAGUCCCCUGUGCCUCCGUUCCUUCAGGACCCCACCCUGCUCCGCCAGCUCCUCCCAGCACUUCAGACCGCCCUGCAGCUCAACAACGCCAGUGUGGACAUGGCAAAAAUCAACGAAGUUCUCACAGCUGCUGUCACGCAAGCUUCAUUACAGUCGAUGCUCCAUAAGAUCCUCACCGCUGGACCGUCGGCUUUCAACAUCACUACGAUCCUCUCUCAAGCCGCUCAGCUCUCUAACCAAGCUCAGCAAUCGAACCAGUCACCCAUGUCACUAACAUCGGACGCUUCGUCGCCCAGGUCGUAUGUUUCCCCAAGGAUCAGCACACCCCAGACCAACGCUGGUCCCCUAAAACCCCUCCUCAGCACGCAGACGGUCAUCUCGCAUACGAAAGUGGGUUCGCAAACAGGGAAGCAGUCCUCUCAUCACCAGCCCAUAACCCAACAGUCCCUCUCCAGCGAUAAGCAGCACAGUCACGACGCCACCACGGCCUCUCCGCGCACCCUCCAGCGCCAAUGCAGUCACAGGAGUCCCUCCCCGGGUCCCAACCACAUCUCAUCCAGCAGUAGCAGCAACGCCCCCAACUCUGCCUGCGCUCCCCCCUCCGCAUCGCGACCCUCCUGCUCCUUCACCCCCUCCCUCGCCGCCCACUUUGAUGAGCAUCUCAUCAAACACGUGCAGGGCUGGCCUGCCGAACAUGCGGAGAAGCAGGCGUCGAGACUACGUGAAGAAGCUCACACCAUGGGGAGCAUCUGUAUGUCUGAGAACUGCACCGAGCUCAAAAACCUGCGGUCCUUGGUCAGAGUCUGUGAAAUACAAGCGACAUUGCGAGAGCAGAGAAUAUUGUUUCUGAGACAGCAAAUCAAAGAACUUGAAAAGUUGAAGAAUCAGAAUUCCUUCAUGGUCUGAGAACUUCUGGUUGCGAGUUUGGGUGGGCGGUGGUGUUAAAGAUAAAUAAAAGCGGAUGGGGGGGCAGGGGAGACCCAUUGCACAUAGGUGGAAGCUGGAGGGAGAGUGGUUGUUUGGGUUCCUCUUGAGCCCUGUCUUAACACACGAAGGAGCUGCUGCAGUCGGGCCGGCUGUGGAUCGCUGGGAGAACCGAAGACCGGGGGGGGGGCUUUACAAGACUCUUGUUUUGUAAAAAACCCAUGGCGGUGGAUUUAAAAAAAUGUAGAUUUCUUGUAGAUGUUGUUAUCUAUGUUGUACAUACAUUUUGUAGAUUGAAGCCAUGGACAGCCAUGCCUCUCAGCUUUUGACAUCCAAACUAAUCAACGCCUCGGCGGCUACAUUCUUUAGCUAGCCUCUCCUUCACGGUAACUUGUCUGCAGACUUACAGCUUUUUUUUUGCUUUUUUUGGGGGGGGGGGUCAAUUCAUGGAUCAUUGAACCAUUGAGCAUACGCGACCUGCACGUCAGUGGAUGUUCCAAAUCCAUUAAAACACGCACACAGAGGAGCCGAGCAUAGAAAGCGGAACAUGCUGGCUCUGGUGUGGUUUCUUUCCUCAUCAAAUAUAAAGCUGAUUUACUCUUGUCUCGACCCUGUGCCCCUCUCUGGGUGAACUGUAACCUUGACUCGGGCAAGGUAAACCCCCCCCCCCCCUCCUCUCUCUGCAGGUCUAUCAUGACUGCUCGCAACGGUUCAGUGAUCUAUUCGCAGUUUCUGGUGGCCCUGCAUGUCCCAGUCUCAGAAAAAUAAACAAACGUAAAAAAAAAAUAGUGCCUGGUGGAGUGAGUGAUUUAAAGACAACAACAAAAAAACUUGAGACGUGAUGUUGUGCUGCUUUGGACCAUUCCCCCCCACCACCACCCUGGCCUCAGCACUGACCCCCCUCACCCCCUUCUCCUGAGGCAUCAACACUUCACACCCUCCUUUUGUAGUAUUUUCUUUGUGUUCCAACAAUUUGUUUUGUCCCAUUGUACUUUUCAAGAUGAGGAGGCCACCACCAGUUCAUUCCUUUUGUACAGUCGCUAAAAAUAGUUUUUUUUUUUUUCUUUUUUCAGAAGAGGACAUGGAACGAAAAGGUUUUUAUUUAUAAAGAGUCGUAGUAGAGGGCAGUAAAUGGCUAUUUGCAGUUCAGGAGUGGCGCUCUGGAUUUAAAGGCGGACGGGCACAGAUUUCCUGUCGGCGCAGGGAAACAAGAGGUCACAAGGUCAAAUGUGAAUUGUAUGUAUUGUAAUAAAGAUGUUCAACUAAA
Cyclopterus lumpus (lumpfish) is the source of this 3140-nucleotide messenger RNA. It is a transcript of the gene waca, whose product is annotated as WW domain containing adaptor with coiled-coil a. Lineage: Eukaryota; Metazoa; Chordata; Actinopteri; Perciformes; Cyclopteridae. The transcript has 13 exons. Gene Ontology annotation, biological process: positive regulation of TORC1 signaling; regulation of autophagy. Gene Ontology annotation, cellular component: nucleus. The record is from RefSeq and is a predicted model, not a curated record. Bases 230 to 1855 code for a protein of 541 amino acids. Gene Ontology annotation, molecular function: RNA polymerase II complex binding; chromatin binding.